Messenger RNA from Adineta ricciae, 954 nucleotides. NCBI's taxonomy places the organism in Eukaryota, Metazoa, Rotifera, Eurotatoria, Adinetida, Adinetidae. The record is from the annotation of a GenBank genome assembly.
AUGUACUGCAGAUCAUUAAUCUUGCUUUCUCAAUUGUCUAUAAAUAAAGCGCAUGUGUUCAAUCGAUGUGUCAUUGCAUCUUGCACUCAUCAACUACUAUUUCCCUCUCAACAACAAAAUCGUUUUUUAGCUCAAAAUACUGCUUCUAAGCCGGCACCUGGUCGUAUACGUCGAUUUUUUCGUUGGAUCACAGGAAGAUCGAAACCGAUUGAAACGAAGACGAUCAAUUUUGCAGCAUCACCGGCACCGCCGCCGACAACGAUGCAACGAGUUAAACGUUUCCUUGCUCUUUCACCGCCAAUCGAACGGCUUCUUCUACAUUCACGGAUUAUCGAAAACGAAGACUUAGCACGGCUAAUAUCGAAAACAGUUGCCGUCACGAUCUAUGCAUUUAUUAGUGUUAGUGUAUUAGGAACACUUGGUGUCGAUACAAAACCAUUAUUGGCUGGUAUUGGUAUAACUGGUUUCACCAUUGGUUUUGCUUUGAAAGAAGUGGCAACGAAUUUUAUCUCAGGUAUAUUUCUCGUCAUUAGUAAACCAUUUGUACGCGGAUGUCGAAUUAAAAUUCACGGAAGUGGGGGUGGAAUCGAAGGUCUCGUCCACUAUAUCGACGUGCGAUACGUACAUCUCAAAACUAAAGAUCGUAAGCCAUUGUGGUUGAGUUCUGUCGACAUUUUGAAUCUGCUGUUUUCUAUUUCAUCAGGUGGCGUAAUUAUGGUUCCAUCGGCAGUUGUGUACACAAACCCAUUCACUGUCUUUCCGGCUGAUGAUGAUGCAAAUGCUGGUUUCAUUGAUAUGACAAAACCACCAUCAAGUGAUCCAACAAAACAACCUACAGAACCCGUUCCAGAUAUUUCAAAGACUUCCCAUUCAAAAGAAACCAAAUUACAAAUGAAACUAACCACUGAACCAGCAGGAUCGUUCAAAAAAGCACCAUUCAACGAGAAAUUAUAA